Molecule: messenger RNA, 615 nt
Organism: Hirsutella rhossiliensis
Lineage: Eukaryota; Fungi; Ascomycota; Sordariomycetes; Hypocreales; Ophiocordycipitaceae
Product: ras family domain-containing protein
Exons: 5
Coding region: 1-615 (204 amino acids)
Biological process (GO): small GTPase-mediated signal transduction
Molecular function (GO): GTPase activity; GTP binding
Source: RefSeq, a predicted model, not a curated record
AUGCCUGUUCUCUGCGGUGGAUCCAAGACGGUCCAGCGCAAGCUGGUGCUGCUGGGCGACGGUGCCUGCGGCAAGACUUCGCUGCUCAACGUCUUCACCAGAGGUUAUUUCCCGACCGUAUACGAGCCCACAGUGUUUGAAAACUACGUUCACGACAUUUUCGUCGACAAUGUACACAUAGAGCUGUCUCUCUGGGACACGGCCGGCCAAGAAGAGUUUGAUCGCCUGCGGUCUCUGUCGUACGACGAUACCGACCUCAUCAUGCUAUGCUACUCGGUCGACAGUAAAGAUUCCCUCGAAAACGUCGAGUCCAAGUGGGUUGGGGAAAUCGCAGACAACUGUCCGGGCGUCAAGCUGGUCCUGGUCGCGCUCAAGUGCGACCUCCGCGAACAGGGCGACGAGGAAGAGGCCGGCGGCGGUGGCGAGCAACGCGAAAAAGGUCCCCUCAUCAACUACGACCACGGCCUCGAGGUGGCCCGGCGGAUAGGGGCCACGCGAUAUCUCGAGUGCUCGGCCAUGAGGAAUCGAGGCGUCAACGAAGCCUUUACCGAAGCCGCCCGCGUGGCCCUGAGCGUCAAGAAGGAGCGCGACGAGAACAAGUGCACCGUCAUGUGA